Messenger RNA from Lachancea mirantina, 837 nucleotides. Lineage: Eukaryota; Fungi; Ascomycota; Saccharomycetes; Saccharomycetales; Saccharomycetaceae. The record is from the annotation of a GenBank genome assembly.
AUGCAGCCCGAUCCAUUGAUCAAGGUCGACGUUGACGAGACGGAGGAUACUGAAUGGAAUGAUAUUCUAAGACAGCAUGGUGUCAUACCGGAAAGACCGCCUUCACCAACUGCACAGUUCGAAGAAGCUCUUGAAGAAGCUUUAGCCAAGCAACACGAGAAACGGCUCGAGAAUAAAGACCUGUCUGACUUGGAGGAACUGGAAGACGAAGAGGACGAAGAGUUUCUUGAGAUUUACAGGCGAAAGAGAAUUGCAGAAAUGGCAAAAUUGCAACAAAAAUCAAAAUUCGGCCAGGUUUUCCAUAUCAACAAGCCAGAAUAUAAUAAAGAAGUCACAGAGUGUAGUUAUGGAACCAAGACAGAGGGAUAUCUAGAAGGAGACGGUGUAUAUGUUUUGGUUCAUUUGUCGUUGCAAAGCAAGCUUCAAAGUCGUUUAUUGUCCAAUUUAUUCAUCCAGGCAUCAAGACUUUACCCAGAAAUCAAGUUUGUCGAUAUUCCUGCCAACAGAGCAAUUGAAAACUAUCCUGAAACCAAUUGCCCCACUUUGAUCGUUUAUCAUCGAGGAGAAGUGCUCAAAAAUAUCGUUACACUUCUUGAACUCGGUGGUAGCAGCACAUCUUUGAAAGAUUUAGAAGAUUUGCUAGUCAAAGUGAAUGCCGUCAAGGAAAGUGACGACAGGUUGAUCAUGAACCAGGACAGUGAUGAGUCGCGGCAGCAUAGAUACGAAUCAUAUGCUAACAAAGGCAUCAGAUCCGGGAUACGAGGCAAAUUUAAUUUAGGUGUUGGAGCCGCUGACAACAGCAAUGUUGAUGAAGAUGAUGACGAUUUUUUUGAUUAA